Molecule: messenger RNA, 2617 nt
Organism: Centruroides sculpturatus (bark scorpion)
Lineage: Eukaryota; Metazoa; Arthropoda; Arachnida; Scorpiones; Buthidae
Product: anoctamin-7-like
Exons: 19
Coding region: 10-2475 (821 amino acids)
Biological process (GO): chloride transmembrane transport
Cellular component (GO): plasma membrane
Molecular function (GO): protein dimerization activity; chloride channel activity
Source: RefSeq, a predicted model, not a curated record
GAGAUAAAGAUGCCGAAAACGGCUAAGUCUGAGAAGUACGAGUUGAAUGGGCCAACUGACAACAAUAGAGAAUCUUACGGCUCCUUUCAACAGUCUACUGAAGAUGGGGAGUUUAUCAUCCACCACGAUCAGCUGCAGGGAGAUACAGACACUUCAACAACAGAUUUGGGCCUGACAAUGGCUCCAACUCCUGCAGAUGACAAAUCUACUUACUUCAGAGAUGGAAAGAGAAAAAUAGAUUUUGUUCUGGUCUACGAAGAAGUGAGUGAUGAGAACAUCAAGAAUCAACAGAUACAAAAAUCCAUGAGAAAAUCACAGAAACACGAAAUGUGGCGACAAAAAUUCAUGUCGAAUCUCCGCAAAGCAGGCUUGGACAUGGAAGAGGAAGUGGUCGAUGGUGACAGGAAAAUCGUACACUUCAUUAAACUUUCUGCACCCUGGCAAGUGCUCGUCUACUAUGCGGAGAUCCUAUGCAUGAGGGCUCCUCUCCAGGCUCAUCCCAAUCCUAGCACCAAUUGGUCCGAGCGCAUACUGCGUACACUGCGAAUACCCAACAUCAUGUACGCAGACAUACCCAAUAAACCCCUGGACUACUACACGUGCAGAUUUAAAGCUUCCAAAUUGGACAAAUUUCUAGGAAGCGAGAACCAGGAAGAGUAUUUUACCACGACUCAAAGGAUCCGAGUAGUGCAAGAAAUACUUCAAACCGCUGUGUAUGGGAAGAGGAGAAGAGCUCAACUGGGAAUAGAUAGAUUGGUGGAAGAGGGAGUUUAUACUGCUGCUUUCCCACUGCAUGACGGCCCUUAUCAGAAACCCACUCACUACGUUUUGCCCGAUUGCCUAAACAGGAGGCAAAUCUUAUACGAAUAUUGGGCCAGAUGGGGAAGGUGGUACAAGUAUCAACCUCUAGAUCACAUUAGAGAAUAUUUUGGAGAGAAAAUUGGAAUCUACUUCGCAUGGUUAGGGUUCUACACGGGUUGGUUGCUACCUGCAGCAGUAGUCGGUUUAAUCGUCUUUCUUUAUGGUGUGUUGACCAUGAAAGAGGAUUCACCCUCUAACGAGGUAUGCCAAAGUGAGAAGAAGUAUAAAAUGUGUCCGUGGUGUGACGGUUGCCCUUUCUGGUACCUCAGCGACAUUUGUUUUUUUAGCAAGUUAUCUUACUUGUUCGAUCAUCCAGGAACCGUUUUUUAUGCAGUUUUCGUCUCAUUCUGGGCUGUGACGUUUCUAGAACAUUGGAAAAGAAAAAGUGCCAGUCUCGCCCAUCAUUGGGAUUGCAUGGAUUUUGAGGAGGAGGAGGAGAGGCCCCGUCCAGAUUUCGCCGCAAGGGCUCCUUUUGUGGAGAGAAAUCCAAUAACUGGAAUUAAGGAACCAUCAUUUCCGAACUCCAUCCGUCGACAGAGGAUGGCUGCUGGAGUCGGUGUCAUUUGUAUCAUGAUGACUUUGGUGAUGAUAUUUAUAAUAGCAGUCAUUAUCUACAGGACUUUGGUAUCCAUCCCUCUGCUGAAAAAUAGGACAUUUUUAGGCAUGACUUCUGUCAUCACCAGUUCUACGGGAGCCGUUUUUAAUCUCAUACUCAUCAUGGCUCUUGGAAAAGUAUACGAGAGCUUGGCACUCAAGCUAACUCAAUGGGAGAUGCACCGAACCCAAACAGAUUUCGACAAUAACUUGACAUUCAAAGUAUUUCUUUUCCAAUUUGUUAAUUACUAUUCGUCUAUCUUUUAUAUCGCAUUCUUCAAGGGAAGAUUCGUUGGCUAUCCGGACCAUUAUACCUACCUGAUGGGUUUAAGAAACGAAGAUUGCAAUAGUAGUGGCUGUUUGAUGGAACUAGCCCAACAGUUAGCGAUCAUCAUGAUUGGGAAGCAAGUGAUCAACAAUGCUCAAGAGAUCCUGCUCCCGAAAAUAAAGUCAUGGUUUCAUCGCAAGAGAACCAAGUUAACGAGUGGGAUUAGUAUUACACGUUGGGAAGAAGACUACCAACUCAUCGAAAAUGAAGGAUUGUUUCAGGAAUAUUUAGAAAUUGUUUUGCAGUUUGGUUUCAUCACAAUUUUUGUGGCAGCUUUCCCUCUUGCUCCCCUCUUCGCCUUACUUAAUAAUUGGGUAGAAAUUCGCUUGGAUGCACAGAAAUUCGUAUGCGAAACUCGCAGAACAGUUGCCGAACGAGCUCAGAAUAUCGGAAUAUGGUUCCGUAUUCUGGAAUUACUUGCUCAUUUGGCGGUCAUCAGUAACGCCUUCUUGAUUGCCUUUACCUCAGACUUCUUGCCCAAAUUACUUUACCAAUAUGACUACAGCUGGGAUUUAGAAGGUUAUGUCAACUUUAGCUUGUCCUGGUCAUUGAACAGCUCUCUGCUAGAAAGUUGCAGGUAUCACGGGUAUAGAGAUGAGGAGGGCAAUUUUAGACCAUUCUUCUGGAGAUUACUUGCAGUUCGGCUGGGAUUUGUUAUCAUAUUUGAGGUAAUAUUUGAGGAUAAUUUCUAAAUUUAUUUAAUUUUGGAUACUUUCCACAAUUCAAUAUUAUUCAAGCAUUGAAAAUGCUGAAAAUUUACCUUUAAAUUUUGUUUGUCUGGUCCAAACUUAUGAUGGUCUGGAAAUAAGCACUUAGUAACAAACGGGGUGAAAA